Messenger RNA from Vollenhovia emeryi, 1048 nucleotides. RefSeq lists its product as uncharacterized. The transcript has 3 exons. The record is from RefSeq and is a predicted model, not a curated record. Bases 16 to 720 code for a protein of 234 amino acids. Lineage: Eukaryota; Metazoa; Arthropoda; Insecta; Hymenoptera; Formicidae.
ACAUAUCAACGAUGGAUGAAACACGUUCAAGAAGGAAAUACAAGACUGAAACAUUCGAUGCGAAAUGAUCAAACAGCUGGUACAUUGGCGGAUUUAAUUCAGAGUGAGUUAAACACAACAGCAAUUGAUGUUUCGUCCAAUGAAAAUGAAGAUAUCAGCAAUUUAAAUAAUAUUGUUCACGAUGAUAACUAUUGCAAAGAAUCUGAUAGAGAUGUGAAUUAUAACGAUGAAAUCGACAAUGAUGGUUUUGUUUCCGAAGAUGAUUUUGAUUUGUUUGAAAGACCAGACAUGAAUUAUAACACAAAUGAUGAUACUAUCAUGUUCGAAGCUGCCGGUUUGUCGAUUUUUCAAGUUUUUACAAUGAUCCAAGCUUUAUGUUUACGUUAUCAUCAUUCCGAUGAAUCUAGACAUGCUUUACUAAAUUUGAUAAAAAUUUUGGCUGGUCCAAAAUUUAGGCAUAUUAAUAUUACUAAGUAUACGAUGUCAAAGAAGUAUAACCCGCCUGCGGAUAAAAUAUUGUAUGUAUUUUACUGUACACAAUGUUACUGUUUACUGUUAAAUCCACUCUCUAAAGAUCAUAUUGGUAAAAAUGUAAGUGCUACGUGCGGUCAGUGUGAGGAAAGAUAUCAAAUUUCUAUUCGUGCUAUGCAAAUGGUGAGCAUCUACAUGGUUCUAUGCGAUAUCCUUUUACAGAAAACGAUUUACAGAGAAACCAUGUAAAAUAUCUAAAAGAUGUAGAAGAAGUUAAGCGGUUGCAAAGACCAGUUAAUGGUGUUAAAGGUCCUUCAAUUUUGUCAGAAUUGAAAUAUUUUGAUUGUGUAUGGGGAUUUCCCGUAGAAUAUAUGCACGGUACAUUGUUAGGAGUUGUGCGCCAAAUGUGGGAUGAGUGGAACUCUCCUAGUUCUCCAUUUUAUUUAUCGCGAAAACAAAGAGACAAUAUUGAUAAAAGAUUAUUGAAUAUAAAGCCUCCGAAAGAAAUCCAUCGUUUACCGCGGUCAUUUAAAGAAGGUAAACUUAAAGCGAGUGAAUGGCGGUCAUGGACUUUAUU